CGGGCCGCAAUCACACACCAUAUAUGUUUAUGAUACAUGGAACGUUCCCACAUUAGUUUAGAAAGUCUGUUGUCCAAGGUGGAUAGCUUUAAUAAAGGCGUCAUGGACCGAAUGGAUAACUAUAAACAACUUAUUUUUGGAGCAAAGUCGAAAUGGACAGUGAUUGUGACAGUCACUGCAUGCGGUGCAAGUGCCUUGGUCCUUUUGUUGAAAUGGUUCGGACACCAACAGUCGUGGAAGAAAAUUCAGAAGGCAAAAGUGCGAAGAGAAAAGUCGCUGCAACGAGCAGAGCAUGCUGUCUGUCAGUUCAACGAGUCGCACCCUGAAACAGACACCUCUCUCAUCCUCUCACUGUCCCUGGCUGAGCUGUCCAAACAACUGAAGGAUGGAACACUAACUCCACAAGCUGUGUUCCACUCAUACAUGGAAAAGACCUUGGUGGUAAAUAGGAGACUGAACUGUUGCACUGAGGUCCUGCUGGAAAGUUGGGAUCAGCUGGAGGAUGUUGACUCUCACAAGGAUGGUCUCCUUUAUGGGGUCCCUGUCAGCAUCAAGGAAAAUAUUGGAUACAAGGGUCAUGACUCUACGUGUGGCGUAAUCUGUAAAUUGGACCUGCCUGCCACAGGGGACAGUGUGCUAGUUGAAGUGCUGAAGAGACAAGGCGCCAUUCCCUUCGUCAAGACCAACGUGCCCCAAGGCCUGCAAAACUUUGACUGUGGUAACCCUAUCUAUGGGCUGACUCUGAACCCCCACAACCCCCAGAAAACGUCAGGGGGCUCGUCUGGCGGGGAAGGGGCGCUGAUCGGAGGAGGGGGCUCGAUUCUGGGCUUAGGGUCCGACAUCGGGGGCAGCAUCCGCAUCCCAUCAUCCUUCUGUGGGAUAUGUGGCUUCAAGCCCACGGCCAACAGGCUGAGUUUGCGAGGUGCUAGCUCCUGUAUCCGGGGCCAAAAGUCCGUGCUGUCGUCCCUCGGGCCCAUGGCAAGAGACGUAGACAGCCUGGCUCUCUGUAUGCAGGCUCUGCUCUGUGACCACAUGUUCAGACUGGACCCCACGGUACCACCCAUCCCAUUCAACCAACAGGUAUACCAGAGCUCCAAGCCCCUGAGAAUCGGUUACUAUGAGAAUGACGGCUAUGCCAUGCCCUCUCCUAGCAUGGGCCGAGCCCUGAGGGAGACCAAGGCCCUGCUGGAGAAAGCAGGGCACACGUUGGUUUCCUUCAGUCCCCCAAGGCUGAUCUAUGCCAUGCAUGAGCUGGUUGUCAGGGGUCUCUUAGGUGACGGAUGCACUACCUUGCUUAGCCACCUGAAAGGGGGGCCUGUUGACCCGUGUCUCAGGGAUCAGAUUAUCCCCUACAGUCUGCCUCGCACUGUGAAGAAAAUCCUCUCCCUUCUCCUCAAGCCUCUAUUUCCCCGCAUCGCUGCCUCUCUGGAUAGCCUGCGCGGAGUUGGCUCUGUGCAAGACCUGUGGAGACAUCACGCGGAUGUGGAAGACUACAUACAUGAGGUGAUUGCAGAGUGGAGGAGGUGUGAGCUGGAUGUGCUGCUGUGUCCCAUGAUUGGUCCAGCCUACAUCCAUAACUACCCUGGCCAGCUUACCAGUACACUCUCCUACACUAUUAUCUACAAUCUCCUUAACUUCCCUGCUGGGGUGGUUCCUGUCUCCACGGUUACAUCAGAGGAUGAGGAAGAACUCAGGCACUACAAGGGAAACUAUGGGGACCUCUGGGACAAGCUCUACAAAAAGGCAGUGACUGGUGGAGAGGGGCUUCCUGUGGCUGUCCAGUGUGUGGCCCUGCCCUGGCAGGAUGAGCUCUGUCUGCGAUUCAUGAGAGAGGUUGAGAUGCUGGUCAGAGAGGAUAAGAAAUGAGAGGUCGACAGAGAGGGAGAGAUGGUAACUGGGACCUGUUUGAUCAAACAGUUAAAACGUUUAUGUACAUAAAUGUUACUGGGUUUUAGAAGUAGUAAAAAUUCAAUAUAACAUUGUUCUUGUGAUGCGAGUUAACUUGAGUAGGCAGCCUGGCCCAGGUAAUCCUAAAUGUCUAAGAAACCAGAUUGGAGUGAAGACUGAUUCAAGUGCACUGAGAAACACUAAGGGUUGUUCUUGGCUGCUAUCAGUGCACCAGACCUUUAAAUAGGAAUUAGUAAGUAGUAAGUACAUGGGAUAUAGUAAGUACAUGGGAAGUAAUAUUUUUCUUACACACUCAAGGAAAUUGAAAAAUUAUGUUUACCUCAGUUGAUUAAACCCCCCCCCCCCCCACUUAUAAUGUAUAAUGUAAGGAAACCCUAAUGAAGUAAGACAUUACUUGGUAUUUGUCAAUUAUAAUCAACAUAUGCAUUUAUCAUUAUAUAGGAAAAUGAGUUUGACUUCUAGCUCUGACUCUACUAAUAGCUACUUUAUCGAGGAAAAAUGUCCUUUCUAUGCCUGUGAUAUGUGGUUGUCCCAACUAGCUAUCUUAAGAUGGCUGCACUAACUGUAAGUCGCUCUGGAUAAGUGUCUGCUAAAUGACUCAAAUGUAAAUGUCUGUUUUUUUGUAUCUCAAAUUAAACAAUUAUUUAAUAUA
Molecule: messenger RNA, 2560 nt
Organism: Oncorhynchus masou masou (cherry salmon)
Lineage: Eukaryota; Metazoa; Chordata; Actinopteri; Salmoniformes; Salmonidae
Product: fatty-acid amide hydrolase 1-like
Exons: 15
Coding region: 37-1866 (609 amino acids)
Biological process (GO): fatty acid catabolic process
Molecular function (GO): fatty acid amide hydrolase activity; amidase activity
Source: RefSeq, a predicted model, not a curated record